Molecule: messenger RNA, 1704 nt
Organism: Penaeus indicus
Lineage: Eukaryota; Metazoa; Arthropoda; Malacostraca; Decapoda; Penaeidae
Exons: 3
Coding region: 1-1704 (567 amino acids)
Source: RefSeq, a predicted model, not a curated record
AUGCUGAGUCACUCCCCGUUGAAUUCAAGUGUAAAUAGGACCGCGGUAGUCCAAGCACAGGCGGUCAAGAACCUUUUGGAACAUCCCCCCACGAGCAAGCCCUCGCUCGAGUCCGUUGCCCUGCCCUCCUCGAGCUUUGGCACUUUGGAUUCGCCGGCCGACUACUCCAGCGUGUCCCUCUCGACUCAGCUGUCGUCGACGCCCUCGUCCUUCGGGGGGCCUCGCCUCGUGACCUUCGCGAGCCGCCCUCAAGAGGGGUUUCUAUACAGCGUCUCUGAGGCGUCCUCGGCCCCUUACGAGACGACGUUCCCUCCGACUCCAUCCGGCCGGGAACAAAGCUCCUCCUUCACCUCCGAAAAGGGAGACCCGACGCUCUCCUCGGAGGCGCCUCGGGGUGUCGGCGAACAUCACGCUGAAGUGAGACUCGUCUCCUCUGAAGCCUCUGGAGACACGUGUCAGAGACUCGCUCCUUUCCACCCAUCUCCCAGCGUGAAGAUUUCCGUCAGCUUCGCAGACUCGAGUAAAGUAGAGACUCAGAGAGCGUCUUCAUACCUGAGCCUGUACUCAGACCCAACCACAGCAGCUCAGGUUGUUCGCCCGACGCCCACGCUGCCGGAGGGCGUCGUCUUGUCGCCCUCUCGCCCGGAGCACGGCCAGGGGACAAAUUCGCUUUAUACCCUUCGUCCUGAUAGCUCCUGCUCUGUCCAGCCGCCAGCAGUGACGUCCUACAGGUCGUCCUUCGUCACUGCUGUCUCGUCCUCCCCAUCCCCCUCAUCAACUAGCGUCUCAUCAACUCCGAAUGCUUCUUCGACGCCCAUUGUUUCGUCAACUUCCGCUGCUCCGACGCGUCUCAGCACCCCAAUAGCUUCUACUGCCCCAUCUAUCCUUUAUGUGUCGUCAACUCCCAGUGUCCUAUCAGGUCCAGGCAUUCCAUCCGGUCCCAAUGUCCCAUCAAAGCCCGAUGUCCCAAUAACUCCCACUGCCCCGGCAAUGCCCUAUCAUCCAGCAAAUCACAGCGCCCUUCCGACGUCUACUGUCCAGUCAACCUUCAGCCUUCCACCCGUGAUCCCAUUCCCUCCCUCUUCCCUUACAUCCUCCUCGUCAACCGCUCUUCCACCCACUUCAGGCGCUCCACCAGCUCAAGUAACUUCCUCCUCCAUCCCGCCUCCGUCGUCUGCUAUUCUGCCAUCGCUCUCCGUCCCAGCACAAAACUCUUGGUCUGAACCCAUUAGCCUCCGGACGCCAAGCUCUCAACCAAAUGCUGCGUCUUCUUCGAGUGACCCGUCACCCGCCGUCACAGGUCCUCCUGACACCCAUUCUUCGGCGCCGUUCACACCCAUUAGCAGUGUACCCAUUACCUGUUCCUCUUCAUCUACCAGUACAAACUGUAUCCAGAAUUCAUCCAGAACGCAAGAAGCUUCUCCCUUGCCUGUACCCGGUAACCAAUCUCCCGGUGCCUCUUCAUCAUCGUGUCCCUCGGUGAGCCUCUGUACUUCAUCAGUGCCAAGAAGUGCCACGUCAGAGAGUGCCACGCCCUCUGCCGAACCCCUCAAUCUCGUGACCAAUAAUCAGUCACUAGAUCUGUCGUGUGGCAAACGCCCACUAUCUCUGAAGAUCGCGCCCACGCCCACCUGGAGGAGAAGCAGCGCGCCCUACCGCCCUCCUCUCGUGGGUCGUCGCUCGCAGCCGUGGCGUCCGUGGUGA